CUACAGCGAAAACCCAUUGGCUGCCAAAACGCGUCAUUUCAAGGCUCUGUACUGAUUGGACGUUGUCAGUCCCAACCCGGAAGUGAGCUAAAGAAGUCAAGAUGGGAACUCGUCUGAAGGUCCUCAACACGUUUAAAGCGCUGCACAGAACAAGGACAGCUGUGUUCAAAGACGAUGCCAGAGCCCUGUCAGCUGCAAGAAUAAAGAUCAACGAGGAGUUUAGGAAGAACAAAGAUGAAACGUCAGAAGAAAACAUUGUGAAGAUGAUUAAAAUGGGCUCCGACGUGGAAGCUGUUCUUCGCGAGACAGUGAUGCAGAUGGAACAUGUUGGAGAGAAGAAACUCUUGCUUCGACCUAGGGAGAGUCUUCUACUAGAAAAUGUACCCUAUUGUGACCAGCCCAGGAGAAAGUCAUGAGAGACCAUCUCUUUGCAUCUUUUUCGCUAUGUAGUACCCAUAAACAAGGAGCAUUUUAAAGAUCAUCGCUGUAUGGACAAAUGGCCUGUUUUGAUUCACUGAAGAUCUCUGCUGUUCUGUUUUAAGAAGUCUCCGCUAUAAACGUGAUCUUGUCAUUAGCAGUGCAGCAUUUUGUCAAAUGUAAUUUAAAUGUAUUUUCCUUUUAAUUUUGGAGUUUUGUGCCUGCUUGUGAUUAAACUUAACUAGGAGGGGGAGGUGUAACUUUUAAAAUAUUUGAUGGUGUUCUGAUUAAAGAGCAGUGUUGACUAUC
Messenger RNA from Gasterosteus aculeatus aculeatus (three-spined stickleback), 726 nucleotides. It is a transcript of the gene lyrm7, whose product is annotated as LYR motif containing 7. Gene Ontology annotation, biological process: mitochondrial respiratory chain complex III assembly. The record is from RefSeq and is a predicted model, not a curated record. Gene Ontology annotation, molecular function: protein folding chaperone. Lineage: Eukaryota; Metazoa; Chordata; Actinopteri; Perciformes; Gasterosteidae. Gene Ontology annotation, cellular component: mitochondrial matrix.